UUGGUCCCUGAUCAAAACCGGGCGCUCCCCCUUCCCCUGUCUCCUGGGUCUCUUGAGGAGCCCAGGAAGGAGGCUCCGCUAGUGCCGCCGGGCCAGGGGCAGCCGGGACCCGGGCUGCGGCUCUCGUUAGCUGGUCAUGUCGGCCGCCCAGGGCUGGGACAGGAACCGCCGGAGGGGAGGAGGCGCCGCAGGCGGUGGCGGCGGCGGUGGAGGUAGCGGGGCCGGCGGGGGCAGCGGGGGCAGCGGGGGUCGGGGGACUGGCCAGCUCAACCGCUUCGUGCAACUCUCCGGGCGGCCGCACCUGCCAGGUAAGAAGAAAAUACGAUGGGACCCAGUUAGGAGGCGCUUCAUUCAGUCCUGUCCCAUCAUAAGGAUCCCUAACAGGUUUUUGAGAGGCCACAGACCUCCACCGGCACGAAGCGGACACCGUUGUGUGGCAGAUAAUACCAAUCUGUAUGUGUUUGGAGGUUAUAACCCAGAUUACGAUGAAUCUGGAGGGCCAGAUAACGAAGACUACCCUCUCUUCAGGGAGCUGUGGAGGUAUCAUUUUGCUACAGGAGUGUGGCACCAGAUGGGCACAGACGGCUACAUGCCCCGGGAAUUGGCAUCCAUGUCACUUGUGCUGCAUGGAAACAACCUGUUAGUGUUUGGAGGUACAGGCAUCCCAUUUGGUGAGAGCAAUGGCAAUGACGUCCACGUCUGCAACGUCAAGUACAAGAGAUGGGCUUUGCUCAGCUGUCGGGGGAAGAAGCCCAGCCGUAUCUAUGGACAGGCCAUGGCGAUCAUCAAUGGCUCCCUUUACGUCUUUGGAGGGACAACUGGCUAUAUAUACAGCACAGACCUGCACAAAUUAGAUCUCAACACCCGAGAGUGGACCCAACUGAAGCCAAACAACCUGUCCUGUGAUCUGCCAGAGGAGAGAUACAGACAUGAAAUUGCACAUGAUGGUCAGAGGAUUUACAUCUUGGGAGGCGGCACAUCCUGGACAGCUUAUUCUUUAAACAAGAUCCAUGCAUACAACCUUGAGACAAAUGCAUGGGAAGAGAUUGCAACAAAACCCCAUGAAAAAAUAGGUUUUCCUGCAGCCCGCAGAUGUCACAGCUGUGUCCAGAUAAAAAAUGACGUGUUCAUUUGUGGAGGCUAUAAUGGAGAAGUGAUCCUGGGAGACAUCUGGAAGCUGAAUCUGCAGACUUUUCAAUGGGUGAAGCUCCCAGCUACCAUGCCUGAGCCGGUCUAUUUUCACUGUGCAGCUGUUACACCAGCUGGUUGCAUGUACAUUCAUGGAGGAGUGGUGAACAUCCACGAAAACAAACGGACUGGGUCGUUGUUUAAGAUCUGGCUGGUGGUGCCUAGCCUGCUGGAACUGGCGUGGGAGAAGCUGCUUGCGGCCUUCCCUAACCUAGCAAACCUCUCCCGAACACAGCUGCUGCACCUGGGACUCACACAGGGACUCAUUGAACGCUUGAAAUGAGGAUUUCUGGACUGUUCAUUGAUACUGGAAAUGUUAAUUUAAAGAGACUCCUUUAUUUAUGGGCAGUGUAGAAUGUGCGACAAAGAGGAUUGGUUACCCUGAUCAAGGCCUUAUUCAGAAAAUACAUCAGAUGCCUUUCUGUAAAUUGGUUUUAAGUUUAUGGAAAUCUCACUUCCCCUUCCCUUGUGCUUCUUUCUCUGCUUUUCUCCUCCCUACCCUGUUACACUUACUCACUUGUCCCCUUUUCCUUGAUGGCAUUGAGGGAAAGUCUGAAAGUAUCUUAAUAAUGUUAUGAAUCAAAGUAAGAUUAAGAAUGUUAAAGGAACUCUGAACAUAUAUGACCAUGUCAGCCAGUAUUCUCCAGAUUAAAGCAACAUCAUCAACAAAAAUAAAAUGAAUUUAAGUCCUGAAAUUUUGGGGACGGAAUAAGGAGGCUAACCUCGAGACUCAAACAGGUUGUAUGUAAGCAUAGGUGUUAAACUUACUGUCUUCAGACACGCAUUUAAUUGAGUAGCUGGGUCUAUUGGCAGAAGUAGUUCCCAUCUUACUCCAUAGAUACCCAAACCUACCCUUUGGCUUGUAAGGCUAGCUAAGCGACUCAGCAGCUCUUGAUUAGUGACUCCUUUUCCCAUCCUUACGGUGCCAGCAGUGAUUAGAGUUGGCUUGUCAAAAAACUCUGUGUAUGUGUUGUAACUGUGCUCUUUAUUGUUGCGCUUACAAAUUAUGGUACCAAGUACGCUUCAAAUCAAGAAACUUAUCAUGGUCUUUUUUCAUUCUGGUCGGCUUUGAACUUCUCUUGCGCUUAUUAAUCAUUCCUAGUAUCUCUUUGACUUCUUCGUGGGGGAAUUGCAGACCCUAACUAAUGUAGCAUAAUGCCAGGGACAUAAACAAAAGCUUGUGAGAGGCCAGAGAAGAGCAGGGCAGGUCUUGGCAGCUUGCUUUCUGCUCUAGGCUGUGAACUCUGACCACCAGAUUAGCCAUUUCCAUUUCAAAACUGGUUUCUUUUCUAACUCUGGGCCAUGUACCUGCCCUUUUCUUGGGCAAAGAGUUUUCUUCCCAGAAAGUCCGUUGGCCCUUGAUUUUCCUUUUACCUUACUGCCUCCCUUUCCACCUGCUUUAAUGUGCAUGGUGCUGUAACUAAUUGUCUAGUAAUUGGAUAAAGGGUCUUGGGGAGCCAUGGCUUAUCUUUCUUGAGGAAGUAACAGUUUAAAAGCCAGCGUGGAGGAGGUGUGAAGCUGAAUAUCAUUUACUCUUUGGUGUGCCAUUUGAGUUCUGGUUAGUUCCAUUUUUAAUUCUGAAAAAGAAAUGGCUGGUCUUUUCACUCAACUUUGCCAGCAGGCUGCUGGAGCAAGUCCCUGAGACAUCCGGGAAGUCCCGGUUGUAGGGCAGGUGUUGAGGGUGGACCAGAGGGUACAACACUGGCCAGUUCUGUUGGUGACUUCACAACAAGAGAUCCAUAUGGGAGAUUUGGGACACAUCUUUUUUUUUUUUUUUUAAGUGCCUGUUUUUCACUUAACUCACACAAAGCUAUUCUUUGUUUUCUUCCAUCCUAGAACUCUUUAAGCUCAUAUGUGGAUUUAUAGUUACCUUUGAGGUUCGGCUAAAAAGUUACCAUCUGGUGCUCAGUGCUGAGGGAGAGACGAACUUGGACCCUCCACUUCAACUCCUAGCUUUCAGGCCUUACUGUAACACCCCAUCCAUUCUGGGCUGAGUUUAUGGGGCACAUAUUCAGCAGUCUUAUAAUGACUACCAUCUGUGAGUUUUCAGGCCCUUUGGGAGUGAGGGAUGUGGAGGAGACAGGAAAAGGAGCAACUGCUGUAGAGGUCCCACCCCCAUCUUGCCAUGACAAAUCUUUUUGGCAUUUAACCUCUCACUGAUCACAGCUUGGUUUGUUCCAAAGAGGAGCAAGUCAGUCCGAGCAGUUCCAUUAGUUCAAAACAAAACUCUGCUGCAUGACUCCAGCCUGAUAUCUGAAUAAAUUUAGGGUCUGUAUCCAGAAUCAACAAGUCAUGCUGUCCAGGAAGGAUCUCUGUCAUGGAUUUACACAGAGACCAAAGACUGAACCCUCUGCCUCUGUUUUAUACAUCCGGGGUCCUUGGGAUGUAAGCAGAGAACUAGAUUGAGAAUUGGGGUCCAUGCAUACUCACUAGCAUCCUCUUCUGUCCCUUCCGAGGACAGUCUUCUUGCAAGUGGGCCUUGGAGGCCUGCCAUCCAAGACCAUGUAUGUGAUGUUUUCAUGAUGCUACACAGCCUGUGUCUGACACUAAUCAACAGGAUGCACAGCAACCUGCUCUGAGUGCUGUGAAACCAUAUAUGUGCACAUGCUCUCGAUGCCAAAUGAGACUGUGUGUGCUGUGACUUAAAUGUAGGUGGUUCAGUUUUUCACAAGGGGUCACCAGGCAUUUUAGCGUAACCACAACCAGCACUCUGACCCCUGACACUUACUUGACUUAGGAAAGUUUAUGCCUGCUGCUUCUCUGCCUCUUUGAGGCACUCCCAGCCAUCCUACUGCAGUCUUGUAAAUUUAAGUGCAAUACAUAGAAACACAUAUAGAUAUGAUAUACAGAUUAUAUAUAGGGUGUGACUAUAAAGCAGGUAGACUACUUUUUUUUAAAAUCUGUCAUGAGGAAGCCAGCUCAUUACUAGGGUCAGAUCAUGCUGUUAGUUUAAGAGGUGAUCAGCUGGUUUAUGUCAACCAACUCUUGAUUCAUGUUGUCUUAACUCUGAUUCCUAGAGACUUCCUGUUCUUUGGGUUUGUCAGUUGAGACUUUGCCCCAGUCAUCUUCGUUGGACCUCAUGCCUAUCUUAUCUUCCUACAUUUUCUUUGCCCAGGAGUGAGGGAGUUUACCUGUAAGGAGUUUCCUAAAUGAAACAAAACCUAAUGUUUAAUACUGUUCUCCCAUGUAUAUACUAACUUAUCUGUGAAUGUAAUGCUUUAUUAAAGUAAGAAAAUGAU
Messenger RNA from Erinaceus europaeus (western European hedgehog), 4427 nucleotides. RefSeq names its product kelch domain containing 10 (gene KLHDC10). Gene Ontology annotation, biological process: positive regulation of stress-activated MAPK cascade. The record is from RefSeq and is a predicted model, not a curated record. Gene Ontology annotation, molecular function: protein binding. Bases 137 to 1471 code for a protein of 444 amino acids. The transcript is spliced from 10 exons. Lineage: Eukaryota; Metazoa; Chordata; Mammalia; Eulipotyphla; Erinaceidae.